Molecule: messenger RNA, 3238 nt
Organism: Cannabis sativa
Lineage: Eukaryota; Viridiplantae; Streptophyta; Magnoliopsida; Rosales; Cannabaceae
Product: myosin-binding protein 1
Exons: 5
Coding region: 198-2768 (856 amino acids)
Molecular function (GO): myosin binding
Source: RefSeq, a predicted model, not a curated record
ACCGAAACAUGCAUUGUAUAAUUUUCUCUUUUUUUUUUUUAAAAAAAAAAAAUUAAAGUUAUAUAUAUUUUUUUUAACAACCAAACAAAUCAGAGACAGUUGCGAUUUCAACGAUCCUCCCAUCAAUCUCCGAAGCAGGAUUGAAAUGGUCUCCUGCUUUGGUCCCCAAAGCUCUCCUUGAUUGGUUUUUGGGGGAAAUGGCAGCUGUAGAGGGGAAUUCAUUGAUGGAAGCACAACCCCGGAAACCGAUGGGGUUUAUGGCCAAUCUAACAUUUGCAGCAUGUGAAUGGUUUUUGAUAUUUCUGUUGCUGAUUGAUGUUGUGUUGUCAUAUCUACUCACAAAGUUUGCAGAUUAUUGCAAACUGCAGACUCCUUGCAUUUUGUGCUCCAGGCUCGAUCAUGUUAUAGGUAAUGAAAGGCCUGACUUUUAUCGCAACCUGCUUUGCAGAAAUCACAUAUCAGAGAUAUCAUCUUUGAUUUUUUGUCAUGUUCAUGGUAAGCUUGCUGAUGGCCACGGGAUGUGUGAUGAUUGCAUCUUUUCAUUCACUAGGAAGAAUUUAUCUUUCUCAGAAAUGAAUAGGAUUUUGGGGAGUAAGUUGGGAAUGCAUAAUUGUGGCUCUGGUUUGCAAAGCUUGGUUGUAAAUGGUGGUUCUGUGGGUGCAAAGCCAUGUUCUUGUUGUGGCAAGCCUUGGAGACCGAAACAGAAUAAGCAAAGAGUUUUCCAACUAAAAUCAUCUGGGAAUGUAGUUCCUAAACGUGACAUCCCUUUACCUCAAUUUCCAAGUCAUAGUCACUUGCAUCAUCGAAAUACCUUCAGAAAGAUGAGGAAUCAAUAUUAUCAUUCAUUAAAGUCUAAUGGUCUUGGAAGAAAUAGUUUUGUUCCUUUGUCUGAUGUGGGGUACACUGAGCUGAAUAUCAAUUCUGACUCGGAAUCUGAGGUUGCAAAGUCUGAUGAUGACGAUGAUGGUAGAAGUACUAUACCUGGAAAUAGUGAAUCUGAAAGUGAUUUUAUUGUUCUAUCUUCAGAGAAUCCAUCUAAAGCUCCCUCCAACGAUUUGAUAUCAGGAAAUGUAACUAAUUUCCCAGAUAGUAGAUCCUUGCUCUCAGAAAUGUGGAUUCAGUCUGAUGUUAGAAAGGCUCAUCAGUCGAUGGAUUUCAAUGGGGCUAAAGCAGAUUGCGUGGAUGGACUCAAUUGGCUGGAAGCGUCAAAUGUACCUGAAAUUCCACAAAAAACAUCAACUGAGAACAAGCUUGAACUUCCAGAUCUGUGUGAUUUCAAUCAUAUUCCACAUGAAGAAUCAAUUGACAACAAAGUUGAACUUCCAUAUCUGCGUGACCUUUUCAGUUUGGAUUACUGUCCCUCUUUUGCUCAAACUUCAUCAACGACAGAAAAUACAGGAACUAGUGACAUUAGACAUGCAUCCACUGACAACCACGAGGAAGUUCUUCGGUCACUAAGUGUUCCAUCUGUUACAUGUGUUGAAACUUGCCAAGUUGGUGACAAUUCAAUUCUGAAGCCAACCCACAUUGCUGAAAGUGAGUUGUGUGAAUUAAGUAGAAGUGGCAGGGAAAGAGAAUCAUCUUCAGUUAUUGUUGGACACUCUGUAACGAUGAAGCUCGAUAAACAUAAUGAUGAGCCAAAUACAAGCAGAUGGGAGCAUGAUCAUGGAGAUGUCCAAAUACCUUCUAGCUCAGAUGACAUUCAGAUUUUUCGAAGGUCUGCCUCAGUGGAGUCUAGUCUUGAAUCUUUAGAUGCAGGCACUGUUAGUGAAAUCGAGGGUGAAAGUAUAACUGAUCGAUUAAGAAGACAAGUUGAAUACGACAGAAAAUGCAUUAAAUCUUUGUAUAAGGAGUUAGGAGAAGAAAGGAGUGCUGCUUCAGUUGCUGCAAAUCAGGCCAUGGCCAUGAUUACAAGAUUGCAAGAAGAAAAAUCAGCACUUCAUAUGGAGGCCCUUCAGUAUUUGAGAAUGAUGGAAGAGCAAGCAGAGUACGACAUGGAGGCACUUCAGAAAGCUAAUGAUUUAUUAGCUGAAAGGGAAAAGGAGAUGCAAGAUAUGGAAGCUGAGCUAGAAUUUUAUAGGAUGAAUUUUCCCGACGAAACAGUUACAGAGGAUUUGCAUGGGGAGAAUUUUGAAUCGAAUGGCUUGAGUAAGUCGAAAAUGGAUAAUGCUAUCAUACCCUGCCAAGAUAAUACAAGUCUUCCUCCAAACUUGAUGUCCAAAGAUAGCGAGGAGCCUUCUGAUAUUAAAAUUUCACAUUCCGGGUUUGAAGAAGAAAGGCUGUACAUUUCACGAUGUUUGCAGAGCUUGGAAAUGAAACUAAAUGAAUUUUCUCGUAGUAUUCCUUUCCCCGGCAUAGCUAAUGGUGAGCAUUCAAAAAUAUUUGCUGAUGAUAGGCUAGAGGGAGAAAAAUGCCACAAAAAGGAGAUGAAUUUGGCAAACAGUCAAACUGAAGAUUGUAAUAAUGGAAGGUAUGCUUCUCAAGAAGAGGCAUCUAGCUCAGAUGGCGAAUUUAAUCAUUGUGCGUCUGAUAAGCAAAAAAGUUUCCCUGACCAAAGAAAAGUUAGUUUGGCUGCUCUAGAAAGUGAAGUCUCAGACCUCAACGACAGAUUGGAAUCACUAGAAGCCGAUCAUUGUUUUCUCGAGCAUAUGAUUAACUCUCUUCAAAGUGGCAACAAGGGAUUGCAAUUUGUUCAAGAAGUAACUCAUCAACUCGAGGAAUUACGAAAAAUCGGGAUAAGAUUAAGAAAUCAGCAGCCCCCUUCUUGAAUUUGAAUCGAUAUAAGUAAAGCUAAGAUAAGAGGCUGCAAAUCAUCAAUACAAAAUUCGAAAACUCAUCGAUCAACAUCCUUCGAUUCCCCUCAGUUAAACCCCAUCAAUUUUUGGCAAAUUUGACAGAGAUUUUCGUGAACAGAACAGGUAGCAUUCAAAGUGUUUUUUAAAGAAAAUGUUAGUGCAUACUAAGAGAGACAAAUAUCAGGAAAAAAACCGUUGUAUUUGUCAUGUUUGAUAUGUUUGAAAGCUAGAAGAGUUGGCAACCUUAAGAACUGUCUUUUUUUUUUCUUUGUAUAUAUAUAAAACUAUUGUUAUUAGGUAAUUGUAAAGUUGGUACAUCUUUGUAGUAUAUGUUUUUCUUUUUUCUUCUUCUUUGCUAUGAUUUACAAAGUCACUUUCUUCUGUAAGUUUUGAAAAGAUGGUGAUUUUCAUAUUUGUCAAAUAAAUUCAAAAUUUUGAGUUCA